AUGGCAGCUGCUCGAGCGUUUCUCUUUCUGUGUCUUUCGCUAUUGUUAGUUCAGAGUUUUGGUAGGGAAAAUUUUGUGAGGGUUAGCAGUGAGAAUCAUGGAAGAGCUGAACACCCAGAGUGGCUGGUGUUUUGGCAUCAACACCCUCCAUUGCCUUCUUGGCUUCCUAAAACCAAAUGGCCAUUCCCUCAUCCCCCAUUGCCUUCUUGGAUUCCUAAAACCAAAUUCCCUCACCCUCCAUUGCCCUCUUGGAUUCCUAAAACCAAAUUCCCCCACCCUCCAUUGCCUUCUUGGAUUCCUAAAACCAAAUGGCCAUUCCCUCAUCCCCCAUUGCCUUCUUGGAUUCCUAGAACCAAAUUCCCUCACCCUCCAUUGCCCUCUUGGCUUCCUAAAACCAAAUUCCCUCACCCUCCAUUGCCCUCUUGGCUACCUAAAACCAAAUUCCCCCACCCUCCAUUGCCAUCUUGGAUUCCUAAAACCAAAUUCCCACACCCUCCAUUGCCCUAUUGGCUUCCUAAAACCAAAUUCCCUCACCCUCCAUUGCCUUCUUGGCUACCUAAAACCAAAUGGCCAUUCCCUCAUCCCCCAUUGCCUUCUUGGAUUCCUAAAACCAAAUUCCCUCAUCCCCCAUUGCCUUCUUGGCUUCCUAAAACCAAAUGGCCAGCUUUCCCACACCCUCCAUUGCCAUCUUGGCUGCCAAAGAACAAAUGGCAUUUCCCAACACUCCCUUCAGGCGGUAGCAAGUGGCCAUGGCUACCACACCACAGCACCAAAACCAAAUGCGCUUCAACCCCUGCAGUAAUCGAGAGUUGCAUGAAAGAGGGCUUCUCAUCUAGUCACAUCAAUGGAGGCUACAAAUUCUCAACGGAGUGUUGCAAGUCUGUUGCAGAGAUCAAAGAUGAAUGCAGUGAUGAGUUGUACGUUCCGGCGAUCAAAUAUCAGUGCCACUUCACUCAUGCAUAA
This is a messenger RNA of Ipomoea triloba (trilobed morning glory), 963 nucleotides long. Its product is annotated as proline-rich extensin-like protein EPR1. The record is from RefSeq and is a predicted model, not a curated record. NCBI's taxonomy places the organism in Eukaryota, Viridiplantae, Streptophyta, Magnoliopsida, Solanales, Convolvulaceae. The coding region runs from base 1 to 963 and encodes 320 amino acids. The transcript has a single exon.